Vespa velutina is the source of this 2147-nucleotide messenger RNA. RefSeq names its product guanine nucleotide-binding protein G(q) subunit alpha (gene Galphaq). The transcript has 10 exons. Gene Ontology annotation, biological process: phospholipase C-activating dopamine receptor signaling pathway; adenylate cyclase-modulating G protein-coupled receptor signaling pathway. The record is from RefSeq and is a predicted model, not a curated record. Bases 21 to 1319 code for a protein of 432 amino acids. NCBI's taxonomy places the organism in Eukaryota, Metazoa, Arthropoda, Insecta, Hymenoptera, Vespidae. Gene Ontology annotation, molecular function: G protein-coupled receptor binding; GTPase activity; guanyl nucleotide binding. Gene Ontology annotation, cellular component: heterotrimeric G-protein complex.
GGAUCCCGCUGCCCUGAGCCAUGGCGUGCUGCCUGUCGGAAGAGGCGAAAGAGCAAAAGCGUAUCAACCAGGAGAUCGAGAGGCAACUACGUAGGGAUAAACGAGAUGCAAGGAGAGAACUUAAGCUUUUAUUACUCGGUACUGGUGAAUCGGGAAAAUCCACGUUCAUUAAACAGAUGAGAAUUAUUCACGGCUCCGGUUACUCGGAUGAAGAUAAGAGAGGAUUCAUCAAGCUGGUCUACCAAAAUAUAUUCAUGGCGAUGCAGUCGAUGAUACGGGCGAUGGAACUACUCAAGAUCGAGUACGCGGAAUCAUCGAAUAUAGAAAAAGCGGAACUCGUGAGAGCAGUCGACUUUGAGACGGUCACGACAUUCGAAAGUCCAUACGUUGAAGCGAUCAAGGACUUAUGGGCAGACGCCGGAAUUCAAGAGUGUUAUGAUCGCAGACGAGAGUAUCAACUAACAGACUCUGCUAAGUAUUACCUAAUGGAGAUAGAUCGAGUUGCGGCGCCAAACUAUCUCCCUACAGAACAGGACAUACUUCGUGUGAGAGUACCUACUACCGGUAUAAUUGAGUAUCCUUUUGACUUGGAAGAGAUCCGAUUUAGUUAUCUUAGUGACCUAGAACGUAUUGAAAAGCCUGAUUUUCUUCCUACCGAGCAAGAUAUUCUUCGGGCUCGAGCUCCCACUACCGGCAUUAUAGAAUAUCCAUUUGAUCUGGACUCCAUCAUAUUUAGGAUGGUAGAUGUAGGUGGACAGAGAUCAGAAAGAAGAAAAUGGAUUCAUUGUUUUGAGAACGUCACUUCCAUUAUAUUUUUAGUAGCUUUAAGUGAAUACGAUCAAAUUUUAUUCGAAUCGGAAAACGAGAAUCGAAUGGAAGAAAGUAAAGCGCUCUUCAAAACGAUUAUAACAUAUCCCUGGUUCCAACAUUCUUCCGUUAUUUUGUUCCUAAAUAAAAAAGAUCUACUCGAAGAGAAAAUAAUGUAUUCUCAUCUGGUGGAUUAUUUUCCUGAAUACGAUGGCCCAAAGCAACAAGAUGUACCGGCCAGGGAAUUCAUCUUAAAGGUCUAUCUCAAUACGAAUCCUGAUCCUGACCGCAUGUGCUACUCUCACUUCACGUGUGCGACAGGGCCACAAAGAGAUGCCAUAGCCGCUAGAGAAUUUAUUCUAAGGAUGUUUGUCGAUCUAAAUCCAGAUAGUGAGAAGAUAAUUUAUUCUCACUUCACAUGUGCCACAGAUACGGAGAACAUCAGAUUUGUAUUUGCAGCAGUGAAGGAUACUAUCUUGCAGUCUAAUCUAAAGGAAUAUAAUCUGGUCUAGAUGAGAAGAUAUCGAAUAAUUUACUUUAACAUCUUAACCAAAGUAUAUUGCGGUAUAGAGACAUUGUUAAACGACAACAGGAGCAGGGAAAAAUGAUAUACCGAAGGGAGACAAGGAAUAAACGAUAACUAUAUAUUGUGGUGCCAUCGAUGAAGCAUCGCAGUUCCAUCAUAAGGAGUACCAACUUUAGCUAAUAAAAAUAUGUAAUACGAUGGAACUACCAGCGAGACAAACAAAGACGGACCUAAAUCUGAGCGUUAUACGUUCUUUCCUAAUACCUUUUCACUAUUAAUACCAACAAACUGAUUUAGUUUCGUACUCCAUUUGUUGAAUUUGUUACCUUUUUAUAGCUUAGUUUAGUCGAUUAUGCUGCGCUAACUGCGCCCUAUCAUCGUCUGAUUUUUAUAUAACGAGAUAAACAAAUGAACAAGAAAUAUUAGAUGGGAAACGUCUAAAAGGAUUACAAAACAAAAAGAAAAAAAAAAAAAAAAACAACAAAACAGAAAGAAAAAAAACGCAGCCAUGCUCGAGUUGUUAAAUCUGUCCAAGUGUUUUUUUUUAAAUGCCAAAAUAUAAAAUUGGGAAUUACCAAAGGAACGCGUGAAGGGGAAAGGCUGGACAAAAGUCCAAGGUGAAAGGUAAUGGAGCAAAGAGGGCGUAGAGGAAGAGGAUAUCAAGAAGGAUGACGAAAGGGAAAAGAGUUUUUCUAAAAAUCACAAAUUAAAGUCGGUAAUACAUAAGUGUGAGAAAGAAAGAGGGAGGGAGAGAGAGAGAGAGAGAGCAAUUCCUAGUGCCAUUUACUAGUGUGGUGUGUUUUUUUAUUGCAAA